This is a messenger RNA of Chaetura pelagica (chimney swift), 535 nucleotides long. RefSeq names its product group 3 secretory phospholipase A2-like. The record is from RefSeq and is a predicted model, not a curated record. NCBI's taxonomy places the organism in Eukaryota, Metazoa, Chordata, Aves, Apodiformes, Apodidae. The annotation marks the transcript as partial. Gene Ontology annotation, molecular function: A2-type glycerophospholipase activity. The transcript is spliced from 5 exons. Gene Ontology annotation, biological process: arachidonate secretion; phospholipid metabolic process.
GUUCAAGAUCUCCAAGAUCAUUGUGGUGGGGGACCUCUCGGUGGGGAAGACCUGCCUGAUCAAUCGGUACCCCGGGACGCUGUGGUGCGGGGCGGGCAGCAACGCGGACGCCUACGAGCAGCUGGGUAAGGGCAGCAGCGCGGCUGCUCCUUGCCCCCCCAUCCCGUCCUUUCUCACCCCUUCCCAUCCCCACCUAUCCCAGUUGAAGGAGUGUCUGCAGCGAGUGAACGACACGGCCUCGCGGGUGGUGGGCCAGGCCUUCUUCAAUGUCAUCCAGGUGCCCUGCUUCGAGUUUGCCUACAAGGAGGAGUGCGUGGAACCCUACCUGUAUGUCUGGUGCAGGGCGUACAACACGGUGGCCAUCGCGGUGCCCAGGGAGCCGGUGCUGUACGACUUCGGGGGGGAACUCAUUGACCGGGCAGCAAGGCCUGGGGGGGUCCUGCUGAGCCCCCCGUGGAGCAGCACAGGCUGGGAGAAGCACAGUUGCUUCCACACCAGCACCAACUCCUUCAACAAGCCCCAGCAACUGCAGUGA